Messenger RNA from Podarcis lilfordi (Lilford's wall lizard), 9045 nucleotides. The record is from the annotation of a GenBank genome assembly. Lineage: Eukaryota; Metazoa; Chordata; Lepidosauria; Squamata; Lacertidae.
AUGCCCAGGCAGCUGCACUUGCCAGUUCAACGGUUGCAGCUGCGCAGCUUCAGCUGUCUGUCUGUGAGCUUUCCUUCCUUCCUUCCUUCCUUCCUUCCUUCCUUCCUUCCUUCCCUGAGAGCCCCUUUGCCUAGCCACAACCCCUUUGGGCUACUUCUUUUCCACCUGACUGGGUGGAAUUUAGACACAUUUUAAAAAACACAGUGAAAAUGCUUUUUUGAAAAAGCGUUUUGAAAAAUAUAUUCAAUCUGCCAUAAGCUCAUCAUCGCCAUCUAGUGUAAAAUUUGUAUAAUGCACUUCAAAUACACUUAAAACAUUAUAUUUGCAGCUAUACAGCCGAGUCCUGGAGUCUUCACUGGUGCUCUUUCUCCCUUUCCAGGCUGCAAGGAUGGCUCUGGAUGGCUCCCUCCUUUCUCCAGGGAGACAACCUUCCACUGUGGGCAUGACCGGCCCAAUAUGUUCAACUGCCUGCCUGUGGCAAAGAAGGAAAGAUGGAACGCCCCCCCAUCCCAUGUACAGAAGACGACUGGACUGGCAGCUGACUCUUAAUUCAGCCUUCCACACCAUACUUGACACAGCAGACCAGAUCCAAUUUUCUGGACAAGUCACGCAGCAACAGGGGAAUGGCUUGGAGGAGGGAGGAGGGCUUUAGAUGAAAAUGUGGGGGCUGCUGCCUCACCUCAGCAUCUGCCACCUGAGGCAAUUGCCUCAGUUUGCUUAAUGGUUGGGCCAGCCCUGUUUUGGGAUCAGAACCACAGGUGUCUCCACAACCUCUUUACAUGAGGUAGCAAAAAUGUAGGGCAAAAAACAAGGCUCAGGCAGGUUUCAGGGCACAUGGCUCAUGCCUGGGGACCCACAGGGUUAAUGCCUCAAAACCCCUCAAAAUCGGUUUGACAAUCUUAGAGACAAUCUCCAUAGCCUGCCAAACUUAUCGCCAACAUCUGCCUCAAUAGAAAAGACACCUCCUCCUGCCUGGUAAACAAACUGUUCUUUCUAAACAGCCCAGGGGCCAAGACGGAGCAAAUUGCCACUGGAGCAGCUCCAGGAGAAGAAGAGCCACAGAGUCCAUCUGCAGCCACAGAGUCUUGCCAUUGCUUUCGGAACUGCUUUUCUGCCUCUCACGAAAUCCAUCCAUAGAGAGAGACCCCAAAGGAGCUCCGGGUAAGAGUCACAUUGGGUCUGGUCAAGGCACAGAGGAGAGCAGAUAUAAUUUAUAAUUUAUAUAAUAGUUGUGAUCUUCCUUUCAUGUUAGCGUCCAGGAGAUUUCAGCCUGGGUGGUAUAAGAAUUCCCCCCUCCCAAUUACUGGGAGUCCUUUGGGUCCUUUUGAGGCUCUGUUACAGGGCAGACAGAGAUGCAAUUAUAACAUAUAUAUAUAAUCACUGUACUUUUCUGUGUGUAAGACUAGGGGUUUUUUUACUUUAAAAUAAGGUUAAAAAUCUGGGGGCAUCUUAUACAUGGAUAGUGCAUAUGCCCAUUUUCUAAAUUUGGGGUCCCCAAAAGUUGGGGAUGUCUUAUACAUGGAAAAAUAUGGUAUAUUAUAUCAAAUAUAUAAUAUAGAUAGAUGUAGAUAUACAGCAAGUCCCCAUCACAACUGAGAUGGCUGUAGCUGUUAAGGAAUGUUCUAUAAGAUGGGGGGGGGGGAGUUCUGCAUCCCCCCAUGUUCACCACUGUCCUGCAUAACACACAGUAACAACAGCCUUCCGUGGGAACAAGGCAGGUGAAACAGCUCUUCUGAAUCCAUCCUGUCUCCCUCUCUGGGGCUUGGCAUGCCAUGUGCAGGAUGAGCUUCCUGGCCCCAUUGCUACAGAGAGUCCUUAGUGCCUCGCCAUCAGAAGUCACUUUCCAUCUGCAGGAAGAGGAGCUGGCUUAGCAGUGGCUUGACAGGGCUCCUUCUGUCCUUCUGUUUUCUAGGAGUCCUUCUGGCCAUGGGGGAUGGCUGUCGGACCACCUGCCUGUUGCAGGUGCUCCUCCUCCCUCUCUUUGCGGCUGAGGAAAUGCAGCAAACAGGUAGGUGGGGGGGCGGUUCUUGGCCACCAAAUGGACCCACAGAGAAUGGGAUGUACGUCUGAGGACCUGUGACCAGAGCGGAGCCCAAGAGGCACCACAAGGUCUCUCAGGACAUCUCCUGCUCUCAGUGCUUGUGAAUGUGUUAGGGUUUAACUUAAAAGCAGUUGGAGUGGGGGGCAGAGGUUCAAUUUUGUCCAGAAAAGCAGCGUUGAAGGAGGGGGUAGUGUCUUUAACUCUCCACCUCAACAGGCCAUUUUCCAGAUUAAAAUGCUGCUGUUCACCCUAUUGUGGGUCAGGGAGACAUAUCCAGACCCAUCUCUGGGCUUCUUUUCUGGCUUUGGCCCCUUUGAGAAAGGGGGACGUUCCCUAGGGUCUUUGCUGUUUUCUUUACAGAGUCCCCUUUCUACAUUUGUUUAGAUUUUUGAUGUAAUAUAGUGGUACCUCGGGUUACAUAUGCUUCAGGUUACAUAUGCUUCAGGUUACAGACUCCGCUAACCCAGAAAUAGUGCUUCAGGUUAAGAACUUUGCUUCAGGAUGAGAACAGAAAUCGUGCUCCGGCGGCGCGGCGGCAGCGGGAGGCCCCAUUAGCUAAAGUGGUGCUUCAGGUUAAGAACAGUUUCAGGUUAAGAACAGACCUCCAGAACGAAUUAAGUUCUUAACCCGAGGUACCACUAUAUAUGUAUUCCACCUUUCCAACCACACGUGUUGAGCUCAAAGUGACUCACAAUAAUACCAGUUAAGAAACAACAAACAAUGCAAUCACUGUACAGUCAAAGCUCUGUUGUUGAACGUAAUCCGUUCUGGAAGACAGUUCGACUUCUGAAAUGUUCGACAACUGAGGAUCAAAGGGUGGUUAGCAAAGUCAAUGGAGAAAAAAGAACAAAACUCCCCAGAAGUUGUUUGGCUUUCUAAAAUCGUUCGAAACCGGAGCAGUUACUUCCAGGUUUUCGGCAUUCGGGAGCUGAAACGUACAAUAACGGAGGCGUUCAGGAACCAAGGUUUGGCUGUAAUAUCAAACACAGUAGCGUAUGACAAAACAAAUUCAUCAAGAUGAUUUAAUAAAGUAAUUCAAAAUAUCAGAAAGAGCUGCUGAGCACCAGCCCUGUACUAGAUGACACCCUCUCUCUGAGAAAGGGCUUUUUCUUCAUCCAGUGCAGUGGACAGGGCAUGCUCAGACACGGGUGAGAAGCAGGAGGUUGCAGAAGAAAACACAAGGGCAUAGCAGCUUGUCCACUGAAAUCCCCAAAUCAGAUCUCUCCUCCAGAAACCUCCCAGCAACCCAGAGGGGCAGAUUGCUCCUUUCAUCUUCUGCUCAAGGCAGCAAUGCUUCUUAAUGCCAGCUGCUGGAAACCACAGUUUGGAGGAGUGCUGCUUAUGGGCUUCUUCGCUUUGGAGCAUUUAGUUGGCCACUGUGAGAACCAGAGGCUGAACUAGAUGAACCACUGGCUUCAUCCAGCUGCAGGGCUGUCUUUGUGUUCUUAUGCUCUUGUCCCCAAAGCAUCUGCAACCUCUUCUCUUCUUCCCAGUGCCACCUCAUGGCACAAUUGGAAUAAACGCAAGCCAAAUUUCAGGAGGGAGGGCGGGAGUGGUGCUGGACUGAUGAAGGUGCGGCUGGCUUCUAACGGUGCCCUGAACCCUUUCCCCCCUUUUCUCUGUCUCCUGGCAGGGCUCUCCAACAACAGUGUGCGGUGCCUGAACAAUUAUGGGUCGCAGGGCCGCAGGGUGAACUGCACAUGGCACCGCCGUGACACGAUCCUGGGAGAAGGACCCUUCCACCUCAAUUUCUCUGAGUAAGGGCAGGGACACCAAGCCCUGGUCCCUGCUGGGGUGACUGAGGGCUGGCAGGAGCCAGGUUUCUUGCAGGGUGGCUCUGGGUUCCCGGGCAGUGUAUCUCUCAUUUGUGGUUGCAAGCUGUGGGGAAAAGGAGAUGCCUGCACAGUCCAGGGGAUGUUGGUGAUUGAUGGGUUUCAGGAGCCAGAGAGCAGACUUCCUAGGACUUUGGCUGGAGCACAAGGGGCAAAAAGCAACAGCCACAGCAGGGUAUAUCUUCUUGGGAGAAAAUGCCCAUGGUGCUAGGCACAACCACAGAGUCAAAGGCUGCUCUGCCCAAUACCACGCCCAUCCCAGCCCCCAGAGGUUUGUCUGAGUCCCUUCCCUGGUGGCACCUCCGGGCAAUCCUUAAUUUCUCCAAAGUGCAUCUUUAGAUUUUCAGGUUGCAUGGAAACAAAUCCCUGUCCCUCCCUCCUUUCAUCCCUUUCGGACACACAGUUAGACACUUCGGUCAGGAAGUUCAGGUAUGUGAGUGUUGUGAUAGGAGUUACUCUCCAUAUGCUCAGAGGCAUUCUCUCCUUCCUCUUAUGGCAACCGGCCACAUUCCCCCAGCCAUGCUUCAUGCUGGGCGGCCACCCCAAGGAAGGACCUUCUUCCUCCUCUCCUCUGUUUUGCAGCCUCCUUGGUCUCAACAGUGACCUCAUCUGCCAUCUCUCUGAGGAGGCCCUGGACCAGUUCAGCUGCUCUGUGAAUAGUGAAGAGGGCGAGUUCACAGAGAACGAUGAGUACAGCGUCUCCUUGUAUGCCUCCUCCUCCUCCGGAAACGGACUCAUCGUCUUUGCGAUGUAUGAGCCCAGGCUGCACAGUGAGUCUUCUUGCAUGUGGAAGGACUGACUCAAACUUCUCCAGGAUGGAAGAGUGGCCAUGGCUGGAGGCAAGGGUCCUUGUGUCCUCCAGCUGUUGGGGACAGUCUGUUUGCCCCCAGCCUUUUCCCUCCCCUUCACCUCUCUUUCUGAGCUUUUUCCAGCCCUGGACAUCCUGGUGAGCCCUGCUGAGUUCUCCCUGAGCAGCAGCAGCUCCCUGGAGGAUGUCCCAGGAGUGCGCACAUACACACUGUGUUGCUUUUGGGUGGGUGGGGGUCUUCUUGGCUCCCAGUAGCACCUCCUCUCCGCUCUCUAUCUCUUUCCAGUCAAAUGUGAGCCACCGUUUGACCUGCAGAGCAACAUGAGUUCCAGCAAGUGCUGGAUGCAGUGGAGGAGGCCAGAGGCCUAUGAAGACAUUUUCCUGGACGACUGGCAAUGGGAACUGGCAUUCAAGACCACAGAAGCACCCUGGGAGGUAAGAGGCCACUGAAAUGGGCUGAAAGCGGGAGGCAUUUCACCACCUCUUGCCUUCUCAAGGAUCACAAUGCCCUGGAGGAUAGGAGACAGGAGGGGUCUUGGCUGACACACAGCACAGAGACGUCUGGUCAAGGUUUGCACACUGACGGGGAUGGCAAAUGGCUGAGCAGCAGGGAUAUCUACAACUGAGAAAAUAGGGUUGUAUGGAAGCACAAGCAAACGUUGAGUCUGAACAAGCUGUUAGCGGCAUAAGGUCUCCACCCGGAAGCCCCCAUCUCCUUCUGGCAUUUGCUAUGACUUACAGGGCCUGCCCAACUGAAUUCUGUCUAAUGGGAUCAUUGCUUGUGCUCCGAUCCUUCACAGCAGAAACAGAACAAGGUCUGGGUCAACAAAGAAAUGCGGGUGGCGGGUGGCACUGUGGGUUAAACCACAGAGCCUAGGGUUGUUCGGUCCCUGCUCUUGCCAACCUAGCAGUUUGAAAGCACAUCAAAGUGCAAGUAGAUAAAUAGGUACCACUCUGGUGGGAAGGUAAACGGCAUUUCCGUGCGCUGCUCUGGUUCACCAGAAGCGGCUUAGUCAUGCUGGCCACAUGACCUGGAAGCUGUACGCUGGCUCCCUCAGCCAGUAAAGCGAGAUGAGCACCGCAACCCCAGAGUCGUCCACAACUGGACCUAAUGGUCAGGGGUCCCUUUACCUUUUACAGGGCCUGUCCAACUGAAUUCUGUCUAAUGGGAUCAUUGCUUGUGCUCCAAUCCUUCACAGCAGGCACAGAACAAGGUCUGGGUUAAUAAAGAAACAUGGGUGGAAAUUGAGGGCUUCGAGUUCGAGUCUGGCGUAGAGUACGUGGCAAGAAUUCGCUGCAAAACUCCAGAUGUGAAUAUGCACUACAGAAGCCAGUGGAGUCCAUGGAGCGCCACCACCAAGUGGAAAGCCCCCCCAGGUCUGGUACAAAGCUGUGCUGCAUUUGAUGUGCCACACACCCAGGUCCACACACACACAAAUUCCACUUCUCUUGCUUGCACUCAUUUGUGUCAUAGGUUUUGUUUUUCUUAAGCUCAAAGGAAAUUACAACUCACAAAACAAAGCCCCCCCCCCAUUUGAAAAAACAGGGCCACAUCUCUUGGGGGGGAAGGUCUUUGGUGUUUCUCAGAACUAGUCAGGUGAGCUUCUCAAGGGACAGAUUUUUAAAAUCUGCCUUCCCGGGCAAGACACAGACUCUCUGUGGCUACCAGUUUCAUCCCCCAAAGAUUUAUUUAGUAUUUUACUGGAGCUGAAUAUAUCCCACACACCACACAGGCUGAAUAAGCUCUUGGUGAAAUGUGUGUCUGCUUGUUUGCCAUUCCAAAGUGAAACCUACAAAAAGGCAACUGUGCUCAUUCCUUCGGUUGCCAGCUCCUUUUCUGGCAAACCGAGGGCAAUCCUCCACUGUACUGAUGUGCUAAUGAUUCUAUCCACAGGCAACGGGCAGCAGCAACAUCGGGAGUCCCACCUCCUGAAGCAUGUGUUCAACCUGCUCUUUCUCUGCCUGGGCAUCCUGCUGUUCCUGCUCCUGGUACUCACAAUCUUCUGGAGGUAUAUCACUCACUCAUUCAUUCAUUCAUUUCGCCUGGAGAUGUUGCAUACAGACAGCCAGGAGGGCCCAGGCACCAGUAUUUGUGUUUUGCUCAUCACAUGAGGUCAGAGAAGGAGUUGGGGUCUCUGGCCCAGGCUUUGCUACCCUGAGUUGCAGUCCCUGGUGCCCACACAAUGUGCCUAGUGCAUGCACAAGCACAGAAAACAGAGACACAGGAAAGGGAGGCUUUUGUGGUUCCCACAGCAGGAAAGGGGUAUCUGUCGCAUAAAAGGCACACAGAGUACAGUAUAUCUAUCUCCUUCUGCCCUGCCCUGAAGUGGGAUUGGGUGUGGCUGAUGCUCAGCCUUUUGUGUGCAUGGAGGCACCACUUCCUUCAGUUGCGUGAACGCCUGCCCUUCUAGGGCAUUUGCAUACAACCAGACUCUACUCUCCAGCUCUAAAUUGGCCCAGCAGGUGGGCAGGAGUUUGCCUGUGCUUUCUCUUUUCCUCACUGGGGUUGACAUGGACCAAGGAGGUGGAAUAGGGGCAGAAGGAGGAGACAAUUAUUUGUACACCACCAGCAUCCAGGGAAGAUGGACUGUGGGAGGCUGGAAGAAGAGAAGGGGUAUUUUCCCAUGGGCUGUGGUUCUCUCUUUCCACAGGUCCAAGGGCCAUUGCAGCGCAAACAUCCCCAGCCCAGCGGCUUAUUUCCAGCCCCUUUAUCUCUCACACAGUGGGGAUUUCAAGGUAACAACCAUGAUCUCAGGAGCAGUCAGAUAGAACCUGAUGAUGGCUGAGUACCAAGCCAGGGAGGGUGGGGUGUAAUUCUCAGGCUGCCAUGGAGAAGUGGGCCUCCUAUCCUUUCAGAAGAGAAGGGGGUUUCAGCUGCAGAGAUGGCUUCCUGGGCAAGGUUUUGGUAUUGUCGUCUGGGAGUCUUCCUGGUCCCUCUCUGGUAGUGGUGGGAGAUGUGGGUGUCAGGCUGGCAGCUUUGUGGCCUAGGCAGGACCUGGCCUCCUCACCUGAAGGCAGGUUGUAAACUGCUUGGAGAAUUCUUUGGAAUAAUAAUAAUAGUAACAAUAAUAAUUUUAUUAUUUGUACCCCACCCAUCUGACUGGGUUGCCCCAGCCAGUCUGAGUGGCUUCCAGCAUAUAUAAAAACAUAAUAAAACAUUAAACAUUAAAAACUUCCCUAUGCAGGGCUGCUUUCAGAUGUCUUCUAAAGGUUUUAUAGUUACUUACUGUAUCUCCUUGACAUCUGGUGGGAGGGCGUUCCACAGGGUGGAUGCCACUACUGAGAAAGCCUUUCCUUGUUCCCUAUAACCUCACUUCUCCGCAGUGAGGGAACCGCCGAAGGCCGUCAGCGCUAGAUUUCAGUGUCCAGGCUAAACAAUGGGAGUGGAGACACUCCUUCAGGUACAGAGGGCCAAGGCCGCUUAGAGCUUUAAAGGUCAGCACCAGCACUUUGAUUUUUGUUUGAAAACGUACUGGGAGCCAAUGUAGGUAUUUCAGGACCAGUGCGUAUAGUCCCAGCAGCCGCUCCUGGUCACCAGUCCAGCUGCUGCAUUCUGGAUUAGUUGUAGUUUCCGAAAUGUAGUUUUGGAAAUCUGAAGCAGCGCACAAAUCAUGUAAAUAAAAGAAACUAAUCUCAACCAACCAAGUUCUCCAGGUGUCUAGGGAUGAACAUACACACACACCCUGCAAGUAGCAGGAAGCCCAAAAAGAGGUGCACACUGACUCUAGCAGUAGCCGAGGGGGCAGCAGGAUCAUGCCCAUGCUGGCUUCCGGCAUGGAAAGCCAUUCCAGGUGGGGAACCUGAGGCUAUUUUCUGCUCUCUUCCAGCGCUGGGCUGGCCUGGCAGAAAAGACCGGUAGCAACGAGGACAAGGAGAUGCCCUGGGACCACAGCAAGGGGGGUGAGGAGGAUAAAGCCCCCCCAGCAGGCAUUUCCCGGCUUUCCUUCUGCCAGCCGCUGCCAGAGGAUGAGGCCCUGUCCAAAGAGAGCAGUUGCCCCCCGCCUGAGAUGCCAGACUAUCAAUAUAUGGCCAGCAAACAGAGAGGCCUCGAGGAAGACCUGAAACAGCCACAGCCUGAAACAGAGGCACCCCUUCCCUCUGGGGAAACAGAGCAGGAGAGCUCUUCUUCUUUGCCAUGCGAGUGGGGCUUCGCCUUCCAAGAACAGGGCUCACUGGAGACGGAGACACCUGCCCUCCUCCUCCUCUUUGGCAGCAAUGAUUACUGCGCCUUGGGAGGUGACCACAGCCAGCCAGGCUCCAGGCCUGCUGCUGAGCAGCUGCUGCAAAGCAUCUCAGCAUGGGGGCCGGGCCAGGCUGCAAAGGACUCCCCCCAGGCUGUUCUGGGCCCCACUAGCCAUGUCUGA